Messenger RNA from Toxoplasma gondii ME49, 7003 nucleotides. RefSeq lists its product as hypothetical. The transcript has a single exon. Lineage: Eukaryota; Apicomplexa; Conoidasida; Eucoccidiorida; Sarcocystidae. The coding region runs from base 300 to 6092 and encodes 1930 amino acids. The record is from RefSeq and is a predicted model, not a curated record.
UCUUCUCGCUUUCUUCUCUCUUCUCGAUUUCUUCUCGCUUUGUCUUCUUACGCUUUGAGUUGGCCGACGCGGGGUGCGCCUUCCACGAAGAAGCGAAGCAAAGAGAGACGACAGGAGGACCGGAAGAGAGACGCAGCGAGAGGGUAUAGAGAGAGAGGCAAGCCGUUACAGAGCGAGAGAAUACGAGAGCCAGAAGGAAGCCGAUUCAAGAAUGGAGUCUCUGGAGAGGAGCGGCGUCGCGUCGUGUCUGACCAAGUUGAGUCAAUUCACUUUCUCACCCGGAGGCAUUCUUCUUUAAGAUGGAGCCUGCGCCUGUGUCGCCAUCCGAGCGCGAGGGGCGUUGCGUCCUCCCGCCUUCUCUAGUCCCCGAAUCGGCUUCUGAAUCCGCUGCUUCUCUUUCUUUGUCUCCGAACCUCGCGUGUACUCUCGAACCUCCCAGGUCUCCCGCCGCAGGUGCGUCGACACUGUCCAACAGCGACGCGUACUUGCUGUCUGUCGGACCUGCCCCAGCAUCGCCUUGGCCUCCUCCCUCGUCUCCUCUCCCUAAUCAUGUCUCGCAUGUCUCUGACGUUUCCUCUCUUCCACUUUCGCAUUUGUCUCCCUCUGCCUCGAUCCAUCCCCAGUCAUCCUGCAGUUCUUCUUCCUCCUCUUCCUCGAUUCAUCCCCAGUCAUCCUGCAGUUCUUCUUCCUCCUCUUCCUCGGUCCAUCCCCAGUCAUCCUGCAGUUCUUCUUCCUCCUCUUCCUCGAUCCAUCCCCAGUCAUCCUGCAGUUCUUCUUCCUCCUCUUCCUCGGUCCAUCCCCAAUCAUCCUGCAGUUCUUCUUCCUUCUCUUCGUCUGCUUCUUGUGCUUCGUCUGCUUCUUGUGCCUCGUCGGCUUCCUCCUCUUCGUCUGCUUCUUGUGCUUCGUUGCCUCCUGUCGCUGCGGACGUCGUUUCGCCUGCCCUGGAGUCGCUGUUGGGGGCGGAGGCGCCCGAAGAUGCUCGCGGGCGUCUGCUGGCCUUCUUGACGUGGAACGACCUGGCGCGUCUGCGUGCGGUGUCCAGACAGCUGAAGCGGCUCGUGGAGAACGCGGCGCUGUCUGCGCGCGCCGUUGUGCUGAAGCGUCGGUGGUGGAGCUCUUGGGCGUCCGCGUCUGCGGCGAAGGUCUCGGCGAUGCCGUUCUGGCGGAGCGUCCUCUCUUCGCCGGAGGCUGAACUGCAGGACCUCGUCCUUCACAUGGAAGGCGCGCAGGCGAUGUCGGACGUGAGAGCGGCCUCCGAGCUGCUGGCCAGACAUGCGAGGACUCUCCAGAACUGCGAGAUUCACACAGAUCCGUUUCCAGGUCCUCUGCAUCGCGGCGGACCUUCCUCCUCGUCGGCCUUUCGCUCCCUGCCUGCCCCUCUCGCCUGCGCUGCCGGCGCCGGAGGCGAUUCCCCUCCCCUGCUCUUCCCCGCGCUCGGGCGCCUCGUCCUCUCCGGCACCUGGAGUGUCUACUGGCUCGUCGCCCUCACCGCGCCGCACAUGGCGAACGCGCAGCCGCCGCGUCUGCGCGCAUGCAAGGCCCUCGAGCUCGUCGUCUCCGAUCCUGCCCUCGCGCUGAACAUCGGCUGCGGCGAGAAGCAAGAAACCGCGGGUGUGCCGGCUGGCGCGCUCGCUCGUCUCGCGCCAGGCCUCGGUCGCGCGUCUCAGCAGCGAACUGCGGGGACUGGAAAGCCAGUCUGCCGGCCCGCCUGCGGAGUCGCUCCGGAGCCUUCGGCCUCUGGACGACCGAGUCGAGGCGCGGGGAACUCCGGCGGUUUCGCUGCUGGACGAACAGCCGAGCGAGCGCGGCGCGGACCGGAGGCCGAGUGCCCUCGAAGCGACGGCCUGCUGCGCGUACACCCACCAGAGCGACGCGACAGUCGUUCUCCGCCAUGUCCACUCGGCAGUCGAAGAACGUCGGGACUCGGCGGUGGACUCUGCGCGACAGACUCGUCUCCGGAGUCCAUCCGUGACGCUGCCUUCGUUGCUUCCCUCGCGUCGUCUUCGUCUUCCUGCGCCGCUGGCGCCUCUGGCGCGUCUGCCGCGCCCCACCGCGCCUCUUCGCUUCCCCACCAGAUGCACGUCCCCCCCGCGCAGCCGUUUGAUUGGCUGCUGUACGCAGACAGCAUUUUCGCGGCGCUUCCGAAUCUGGAGCGUCUCGUUUUCGAUGUGCGUGGUGGCGGCAGUGCCUUGCUUUUCCCUCCUUCGCAUCCUCUGGCCUCUCAAGAUUCACCCUUUGCGGAGCUUCUCCGCAACUCCCAAAGCCGCCGCGACCUCGACGUUGAAUCGCGAACCUCCAAAGUCCACCGAGACCCUCCGGGCCGCCUCGCUCACGCUGAGGCUUCCUGUCCGUCGUCUCCAUCGUCGUCCCUCUCCUCUUCUUUGCCUGGUGCUUCGCUUCCGCCUCCUUCGUUCCCUCGGUCUUCUCUGGAGGCGCCGAAGCCGCGAGAGUCGCGUCCGGAGACGCCGUGGAGACCCGCGCGUGGAGAUAGUUGUCUCUCUUCCGAGAGUGCAGCGCGACAGAGCACACAUACCCGAGGCGCAUGCAGUGCAGACCCGCUGGGGGUGACGGUGCUUUGGUGGCGUCUCGUCCUGCGCCGCUGCCCGAAGCUGAGGGAAGCCGUCGUCGCUGCAGAUGACGCCGACCUGUUUUAUGCUCUGGAGGUCGCGCGGGCUCUCGAGAACGAGGCGCGCAGCGAGGCCAGACGAAGGCUCAUUUCCUUACGCGGAAACGAAGGAGAACAGGGUACAGAAGAAUUGAAGGAGGGAGCAGAAGAGCAGUGUGCGAGAGGAGAGAGUGAGGAGAGGGAAGAAGAGAAGGUUGAGAGCGGGGCGAACAGCGAGCAGCACAGAGAGGAGCCGACAAGAAGGGUGUCAAGAGGGGAGGAGAAAGAAGAAAGAGAAGAAGGAGACAGCAAACGACGAAGAGCGACAGAGAGACGGGCAGAAGAUGGUGAGUUUCAGCGUAUGCCGCAGGGAAACGGACGCAACUCAAACGGGGGCAGGGACGACAACGGAGAGACAGGAGAGAGACAACGAAAGACGGACGAGAAACAAGAAAAGACGUCGAUAGAAACGGAGACCCUAGCAAGAACGCAUGCCAUGGACGUUGGAGUCGCGCCGACUGGGCUCGCCGAGAAGGAGACUGCAUCUGAGGAUAGCAGAGUGGUGACAAAGGGCGUUUGUGAAGCGACAGAGACAGACUGGGAGCAGCCGGAAGGAGGACCCUGCAAGCAGGAAAGCGACUAUAUGUCUUCUGGCGACGCUGAAGUGUCUCCGUUUGCUGGCGCGUCGCCUGCGGUGGCGGAGGGGCUGGCGAAACAGCGGAAGAGACGCAGAAGCAAUGCAAACGAGGAGAGGGGGGAGAGCGAGAUCUGCGAAAAAAACCAGGAAACGCCUUCUCAGCGAUGUCUGGCUCUCUCGCGUGUGACGGCUGUGGGCCCUGGCGCGGAUUUCUCGUCGCUCGCGUCUGUCUCGUGUCUCCUGGACGACGAGGUCCUCGUCUCCAACUUUCUCCUCGACGUCGCGGAAAGCCAGCAUGCAGCGGAGGGUGUCUCCUUCGACUUCGCGUGUGGGGUGCGGCUCUCCGCCCGUCUCCUAGGUGUCGAUACACCCGCCGAAAUGGUCCAGAAGCUCCUCCUCCUGCCCGGGGGAGGCCGCCCAGAGGCGGGAGUGGUGCGCGGCGCAGAGCCGCCGAGACGGCCGAGGCACAGAGAGCCGACGCGCAACCAAAGGCAUCUGCAAGAAAUGCAGACGGCGAACUGUAUGCAGUGCUUUUUCUUGCCGAUCUUCUUCGCAGGGGAAGGCGGCGAGGCCUCGCUCGACGGCGCAGAAGACACAGACCUCUGCGUGAUCCGCAAUGGCCUCUUUCGCCGCUCCUGGGUCCGGAGACUCGCCCUCGAUAGUUGUACGUACACCGUGACGGUCGCCAGCCACCCGGGCCAGGAGCGGUGCAAUCGGGUGUAUCUCCACUGGCUCGCUCGGCAAGCUGCGCAGGCGAAGCGGAAGGCGCGUCCAUUUGAUCGCGUCAAUUCGCUGUCGCACGCAAACGCGCGGGGAGAAGGGAAUGCGGAGUGUCUCUCUUCAACCGACGCGUCUCGAUCAGAGCGUAGCCAUGGCGCAGGUCGCUCGGAGUCUCCUUGUCUUCUUCCUCAGUCUUUAUCGCCUCCGAGUUCUUCUCAUCCACUGUCUCCAGAAUCCCCUUCUUCCACGUGCUACUCGUCCUCUUGUCCUUCCUCUUGUCCUUCCUCUUGUCCUUCCUCUUGUCCUUCCUCUUGUCCUUCCUCCUGUCCUUCCUCUUGUCCUUCCUCCUGUCCUUCCUCCUGUCCUUCCUCUUGUCCUUCCUCCUGUCCUUCCUCCUGUCCUUCCUCUUGUCCUUCCUCUUGUCCUUCCUCUUCUUCCGCUCCGUCUUCUGCUGCUUCUUCGUCUCUUUUCUCAGGCCCUCUGUCUGAGGCUUGCUUGCUUCUUCCUUCAGUGCAGUUUCUCGCGCCUGGAGGGCGUCGCGCGCGCGUCUCUGUGGCGGCAGACUUUCUUCCGGUUCUGCGGCUGUUGGUGUCUCCGCCGGUGUUUGAGGCUCGCGCCCAAGGCGCCCGCGGCGAGGGCAGAAGACAGGCCGGGGGGGCGAAGCCAGCGGGAGACACCGGAGAGAGCGCGGAACGCAGAGAGACGCCUGGUUCCUCGCCGGAGAGAGCGGCGGGGGAGAAUGUUCAGGACGCGUUUUGCCAGUGGCGCCGACAGACACCCGGCGACGAAGACGAAGGCGGAGAGUCGAAUGAAGAGGAAAGAAAGGAAAGCGAGGAACAAGAGACAGACGAAGAGGAGGAAAAUGAAGGCGAGGAAGAGCGAAAUCGGGAGAAACGGACUCUGCAGACGAGACGGCGUGAUGAGGAGGAGACGAGGUCUCCUCCUGUUCUUCUCAAUGGAGGACAUGUCCAGUCUUCCAGCUGUGGUAGGAGGAAGGUUUCAUUGACUUCCCUGCCCCCUUCAUCGCCUUUGACUUCUCCACGCGCUCAUCCGUCUGCUGUCUCGCGUCCUACGUCCUUUUCUUCGUCUCUCACCUGUUUGUCUGCUAUGUCUUCUCCCCGUUCUUCUCUCUCUCCUUCUGGAUCUUCUGCGCUCCCCUCCUCUUUGUCACCUCCUCCGGCUUCGUCGCGCGCUUCUGCGUCUGCUGGUCGGCCGCUGUUUUCGCUCGGCUUCGUGCUGGGCGCGUCGCCUUCUGGGAGUUGUUUCAUGCGCCCCUGGGAUGUUGAGCGAGAGGCGCUGAUCGGCAUUUGCUUCGACGACGCUUUGCGAGAAAGUUGCCGAGGCGUCGAAAUCUUCUUCCGCCUCUCUCCGCUGGACGGCGCGUUCGAGUGUCGGGGCCGGAACUUGCUGCGUUGUCUGACGAGGCUGCGCAAACAGCAGUUCGCGUCGGGAGUGACGGAGGAAGGGAGGCCUCGCGACGCGCUUCUCUCGAAGCCGAGGGAGCGUCGAGAAACAGAGACAGUGGCGGACUCUCGCGCGUCCUCAGAAGCACCCGGAGAUCUGUCCUCUGGACGUCACGGCGAGGACGUCUGCGCAGCUCUCUUCCCUGGAAUGUCGGGCAGCCCACGGGGCGAGGCGACACUGGCGACGAGCUCGGGGGAGGGGAAGAAAGAGAGAACCGAGCGGCCUCAGAUGACUGCGAAGACGCAUUUCAGCAUCCCAGUCGACGACGACGAGUCCUCGCUGCUUCCCUGCGUCUCGCGUUUGGACGAGGAGACGCGAAAACGCGCCACCAAGUUGACGCCUCCUCGUCUGCUUCUUCUGCGGAUUGUCGUUGGGCCGGAAAUUCCGGGGGAGAACGUGAUCGGCGGCGAGCGCGGAGGCGAACGGGAGAUUCAGAAAGACAUGUUGUCUUUCCUCGCUGCCUACAGCGACUCGCUGCGUUUCGUCGAAGUCGAGGCGACUCAUCUGCGCCUGCGAGAAGAAGACUCGAAACUCCUGUCCCUACACUCCUCGCUAGGUCUGCUGAAAACGCACGCUACGCUCCUCGACGCCGGCUUCCGCGUUCGAGGUCUCUUCCCAGGUGCCUCGCCGAGAGAUUUUGUGCGCCUCUACGAACGAGACGCGUAAAGCAGCAGAGGGCGCGGCAGUCCGGCUUCUGAGCUCUCUGCGCGAGGGGAGGGGAGGGCGUCGCUUUCUCGUCGGCUGCCUGGCCAAGCAGAGAGAGAAAAUUUGAGCAAGGCCCUCUGCGUCGAAGAAAGAGAGAAGAUCGCGAAGAGGGGGACGGCGAACGCGAAGGAGAGAGGGAGUGCAGCACAGGCAGAGAGAAAGAAGGAGAGAGAAAGACAAAAGACGCACACUGAGAAGACGAGCGCAGCGUCGUCUGCGCAAGGCGGAGAAAGGGAGUUCGAGGGAGUGUGAAGGUCUUGUCCUGGUGCAGAGUUCUAUCGAAGAAGAAUCGACUUGUCAAAGAGCAGCCAGAGGAAUCGUUUCUCAGAGCCUGUCAGUGAAAUCUCGGAUUUGUUUCAGAGUGCGCAUCAGACGGAAACUCGCGAAUAAAAGAGCAGGGACUUCAGAAGGCAGAGCGGAAGAUCGACGAGAAGCACACAGAAAUGCAUCUGUACAACUGCAUGCGCAUGCACCUGUGUAUGUCCAGGUUUGUGAAGUACCCAGUGUGCAGGAGCUCUGGCGUAUAUAGAGCAGUCGGGGUAUGAACAAAGGACAGAUGUUUCGCUUGCCAGACUGGACUGUUUCUCUCUCUCCAGUUGUCUUUUUUUUAGGUCCGAGUGUCGCGAGAGUUCUCUCUCGUCUCGCGCAGACAAAUACCGGUGCCUUGUUCGCUUCUGCAUGCAGACAAUGUUUCCUGACGCGGCAACAUCGUGUCGCAGGUUUUUGGUGCAGUUUCCGAUCUUUCGAGAAUCCGAAACGCCUUUAAUUUCCUGACUUCAUCGGCCCGGCGCCCGCGCUUCUUCGGACCUCGCGAGUAUCGGCAGAAACCUUUUUUUUCACCUCACGCGCGUCGACAUCGGCGAGCAGCCCCG